UAUAGUUGAACUUCCGCUACCCGCCGCCGGUAAGAUUCGGUGUUGUCAACUCAAUCAUUGUGGGACACAAUCUCAUGUCAAAAUGUCUCGGGACAACGUGGAUGACAAAGUUCACGAUGCAACGAAUAGCAAGAUCAUUUCACUCCCAAUGGCACGAGUAAAGCUGAUAAUGAAAAGUUCUCCGGAUGUAUCAAUGAUAAACCAGGACGCUCUUUUUCUAACUACCAAAGCAACAGAACUCUUCGUGCAGCAUUUGGCUUUGUCCUCGUUUAGAAACGGAGCUGGGAAAGACACGAACACGUUGUCUUAUAGUGAUCUGGCCCAUACUGCGGAGGAAACCGAGACUUUCCAGUUUCUGACAGAUAUCCUUCCUAAAAAGAUCUUGGCAAGGGAAUACCUAAAGAGUCUGGAGGAACUGAAGGAGGAAGCGGACAUCUGAAAUGAGCCGAUGUCCUAAUUCUCCUGAUUCCUGCCGUAACAGUGCACUUGUGAACACGUUAGCUGGUUUAAUAUGAUGGAAGCUAGUUUUAGCCCAUGCCUACAGCGGUCAUUAAUGUAUGGAGUGCACUGUGUGGGUUUAAAAGUAGUAAACUUUUAAGGUUGCGUGAGAAAGUCCAGUCAACAUUUCAGUCUUAAGAGUAGGCCUACUACAGGAUCUUUGCAUUUUGGAUGCAACAUUUGAAGAUCAACGUGUAAACUUCCUUUGCUUGUUUGGUCAAAACUGUUUAUAUUUAUGUUUGCUGCCCAGAAACCCAGAAAAACUGGACAUUUAAUUUACAAUCAGUGGCCAGAGAUAAUCAUCACCACACAUACUCAGAAGACAACACGCUAUCUCGGAUUGUCAGGAUCUAGCUUAGCUAUUGCUUCACUUUCCUUACCAGAAGAUGAUGUUGUGUCGAAGAUAUGGUGCUAAUGCCUACAAAAUGCCUUUUAUCUUCUGCCAUGGAGCUCAGGUUCAGAUCAGUUCUUUUUCUAUCUACAAUGAUAAAGUGAAAAUAAUUCAAAUUAGUAUGUUUUUUCUAUGGAAACAAAUCCUCGUGGGUGUUCCUUUUUAGUUCACAAUAUCACCAUUAAUUUUUCCAGUGUGUCUAAACUUGAAAGAACAGAUUCUGCAUUGUGUCUGACCACUGUUACGUAUACGUUCAGCUUCCUUGUGUACAUAUCAAACAACAGUAUGUUUUUUUUUUUUUUACAACCAUAGCAUGUGAUAACUGGGUCAUCUGGGUAGUUAUUCUCUUGGGUGCUUGGCGUCUCUAACGGAGGAAAAUAUUCAGGUUUAUUUAAUUUUUUUACUGAUUAGAGUCUUCAUUCAAAUAACAAAGCUAUUAACACAAUAGCUGCUUUUUCCAGGUGAAGUACAGAACAGGGUACUGCCUCUGUUCAAUGUGUGCUGUCCCGAGAAACAAACAAUAUGCACUGAACUCAACAACUGGGAAUACUUUUUUUUACAAGUGUGUGAAUUGUCAAGCUAUGUCUACCUAAAGAGACCUGUGAUCUUGUAUAUUUUCUUUCGUAGAUUUUGAUUUAAAAAUAAACUCAUUGUGUAGAUGUAAUUUGUGUCACUAAA
This is a messenger RNA of Hypomesus transpacificus, 1567 nucleotides long. RefSeq names its product chromatin accessibility complex subunit 1 (gene chrac1). Gene Ontology annotation, molecular function: protein heterodimerization activity. Bases 83 to 439 code for a protein of 118 amino acids. Gene Ontology annotation, cellular component: CHRAC; nucleus. Lineage: Eukaryota; Metazoa; Chordata; Actinopteri; Osmeriformes; Osmeridae. The record is from RefSeq and is a predicted model, not a curated record. The transcript has 3 exons.